This is a messenger RNA of Pipistrellus nathusii (Nathusius's pipistrelle), 324 nucleotides long. Lineage: Eukaryota; Metazoa; Chordata; Mammalia; Chiroptera; Vespertilionidae. The record is from the annotation of a GenBank genome assembly.
AUGGCCAGAGGGGCCCUGACUGUGCCCGAGGCUCUGACCUUAUCUCACCAGGCCCUUUCACAGACCAGCACAGGCUUUACCGGCACAGGCUUUGAGCUCAUUAUAACCACACCCCUUGUCUUGUGUCUGCUUCACUUUCUUGGUUCCACGUCUGGUUUCUCAGGUCAGAGUUAUCCAUCUGGAAUUGGAAGAAUUGGGAGAAUUCUAUAUUCAGGGUCAUCAAAACCUGAGAGGAGGUUUGAGGCAAGGACAGAAUUCUUGGUUGAAAGGGAGAGAAUCAGGACCACAAAAGGUCAGAGCUGGGCUUUAGCAUCACCCGCUUGA